UGUGCUUUGCGUCGGAUCGUUCCCCGAUUGUUUCGUGGGGAACGACGGGGACAUGACGCAUUAAAAUUGUCUAGCAUUUCGUCUUUGUCCACCAUGUCAAUGCCUUUAAGAAACAAAGACUUUAUUGCUGCCGGCAAAUACAAAGCCAUUCGUAAAAUUGGAAGUGGAUCCUUCGGUGAAAUCUACACAGGCAUCAACACCACAAAUGGGGAGGAAGUCGCUCUGAAGCUAGAGCCAAUCAAUGCACGGCAUCCACAGCUGCUGUAUGAAAGCAAGCUGUAUAAAAUCUUGCAAGGUGGCAUUGGCAUCCCACAUUUCAGAUGGUUCGGCAGGGAAGGCGAGUACUGGGUGCUGGUGAUGGACCUGCUGGGGCCAUCUCUUGAGGAUCUCUUCAAUUUCUGCUCACGCCAGUUCACGGUGAAGACGGUGCUGAUGUUGGCAGACCAGAUGGUUGGACGGGUGGAGUACAUUCAUAGCAAAAACUUCAUCCAUCGGGACAUCAAGCCAGACAACUUCCUCAUGGGAAUUGGCCGCCACUGCAACAAGCUUUUUGUCAUAGACUUCGGACUGGCCAAAAAGUUUCGAGAUAGUCGCACGCGCGUGCACAUCCCGUACAGAGAGGACAAGAACCUGACGGGCACGGCCCGGUACGCCAGCAUCAACGCCCACCUGGGCAUCGAGCAGAGCCGGAGGGAUGACAUGGAGUCCUUGGGAUAUGUGCUGGUGUACUUCCGGAAAGGCAGUCUGCCCUGGCAGGGGCUGAAGGCGGUCAACAAGAAGCAGAAGUACGAGCGCAUCAGCGAGAAGAAGAUGUCGACCCCACUCGAGGUGCUGUGCAAGGGCUGUCCGGGCGAGUUCGCCAUGUAUCUCAACUACUGCCGCGGCCUGCGCUUCGAGGAGGCGCCCGACUAUAUGUACCUGCGCCAGCUGUUCCGCAUCUUGUUCCGCACGCUAAACCACCAGUACGACUACACCUUCGACUGGACCAUCCUGAAGCAGAACGGCAUUGCCGCCCACGCCACCGGCCAGCCCCAACGUGGCCGUUGA
This is a messenger RNA of Pollicipes pollicipes, 1047 nucleotides long. RefSeq names its product casein kinase I-like. Gene Ontology annotation, biological process: protein phosphorylation. The record is from RefSeq and is a predicted model, not a curated record. Gene Ontology annotation, molecular function: ATP binding; protein kinase activity. NCBI's taxonomy places the organism in Eukaryota, Metazoa, Arthropoda, Thecostraca, Pollicipedomorpha, Pollicipedidae.